This is a messenger RNA of Daphnia magna, 1650 nucleotides long. Its product is annotated as glutaminyl-peptide cyclotransferase. The transcript is spliced from 6 exons. The record is from RefSeq and is a predicted model, not a curated record. Bases 144 to 1166 code for a protein of 340 amino acids. Gene Ontology annotation, molecular function: zinc ion binding; glutaminyl-peptide cyclotransferase activity. Lineage: Eukaryota; Metazoa; Arthropoda; Branchiopoda; Diplostraca; Daphniidae.
UCAUAUCCCUUAGAAAGAAAAAAAAAAGGUUUUUAUUUAAUAUCGCGUCCGGGUUGAAAAGGAGAGCAGAUUGGCCAACUGCGUUAGUUGUUACUAGUUCGCCCUCGUUCACGGACCUAUUUCUUUUCCUUGGUAACGCCAAAAUGAUCUCUUUAAAAGGGAUAUUUUUUAUUUUGAGUUUGUUAAGUCAGAGUCAAGCUCAGGCAUGGUUUCAUGCCAAGUCAAGCCACCAAGCCAAUGUCUUAAAUUUGGAGCAGCUUAAGUACAUUAGUGGAUUGUCAGAUAUGCAAAGGUUUGAUGUAACAAUAGACCCAAUAUUAGUUCCACGUGUUGUUGGUACUCCCAGUCAUACCCGAGUCAGGCAGUACAUUAUGGGUGAAAUGCAGUCUCUGGGUUGGGAUGUUGUAACAGAUAAAUUCACUGCCGACGCACCACGUCCACAUGGAAAAAAGACAUUUGAAAAUAUAAUAGCAACAUUGGAUCCUAGUGCUCAAAGACGCCUAGUCCUUGCCUGCCACUAUGAUUCCAAAUAUACUAGGGAUGGAAAUUUUAUUGGUGCUACUGAUUCAGCUGCCCCGUGUGCCAUGAUGAUUACCUUGGCAAAAGAUUUAGCACCAAAAUUGGAUCAACAAAAGCAAAAUGGCAAGGCAGUUACUUUGCAGUUUAUAUUUUUUGAUGGUGAAGAGGCUUUCAGAGACUGGAAUGCCAGGGAUUCGAUCUACGGUGCGCGUAAUCUUGCCCGAAAAUGGGAGGCUACAUCCUACCCAAAGGAAAACCGCGAUGGAACGAAUGAACUUCACAGGAUGGAUUUGAUGGUGCUACUGGAUUUACUAGGAGCUCGCAACCCAAAUUUUUAUAGUUAUAUUACGUCUGGUGAUCGGUGGUUCAAACAUGCGGCGAACAUUGAAACACGAUUGAGAAAUGCGAAUCUGUUGACAACAAGCAAUCAAAUCUUCUUAAGUGAUUUCGCGCCUGGUGGGAUAGAAGAUGACCACAUCCCUUUCAUGCAAAGAAACGUUCCUAUCUUACAUUUGAUUACAACUCCUUUCCCGGAUGUUUGGCACACGAAUGGCGAUAACAAAUCAGUUCUCGACUAUAAUACUAUCGAUGAUCUUAACAAGAUUCUUCGUGUGUUUGUCGUCGAGUACCUCCAAGUUAAUAUCUGACAAUUCGGGGAAGAUCUAAAGGCCAAUAAUAGUGAGUUGUAGGAAACUUAUCCGUCUAUAUCUAUACCCAUCCUGACUUUGUCUUUUUUGAAUUUACUCUGUGGUAACAUUCACUAACCCUAUUUCCAUUUCUCUUUCCUCUUCUAUUUCGCUGAUCAAGGUUUCAGUUUGCUGUCUUUGAUCGAUCGAGCACUUCUUUAUUUAUCUAGCCUUUGGUCUUCCGGGAAUUGACUUUUACUAAUCAACCACCAAACCAUUCCAAAAGAAUCAUUUCAAGUUUUUUGGUUUAUCAAAAAACAUUAAAACUCGUGUUUACCUAGGAGCACGUGAAAAUUUUCUGUUCCUGGUAGCAAGUUAUGCAAUUUGAUACCUUAAAGAAAAUGCAAAGUGCAACAAUAUGCAGAAAUUUGUUAUCCAGAAUACUCUUUCGCAUUUUUUUUUCCUUCUGGGAUAUAAAUAUAAAUACACAAAAGAGACAAAUGAA